AUGUGGGGGCAUCUAUACUCCCCACUAAAAGAUUAGUUAAAUCCCACAACCCCCACUAAGUGGAAUUAAAUUUAGAAUCUUUUUUUGCAUCUGCAAUUUUAUUAUUUUAAAAAACUUGAGAGAGCGCCUUAUCUCAUGUUGGAUGACAUUUAUCCGUUGUUUGGUUGGAACGAACCAGUUCCCACAGAGUUUAAAGAGAUAUUUUCAAAGUGUGUAAAGAAAGAAACAGAAAUGGGUCAUGAUUCCAAUUCAAGAAAGUGUAGUAGCACAUUAGAAGAAUCCUUAAGUAUUAUACAUAACAUUCUUAGUUGUUGAUGAAGAUUAUGAAAUAAUAGGAAAGAGUUAAAAUGAUAAUUCUAUAUGUCCAAUCUGUUAUUAGAAUGUGUAACUGGGCAACACACAAUUGUACUCAAAUCAUCUGUCACUUUAUUUCGAUGUCCAUACUUAAUGUGCUCUGAUGUGCAAAUAAAAACCAGCUUCAUUGGCUCUACUAAAUGAACACAUCCAAUCGGCCAAAUUUAUUAAGCGUGUUCCUGUAGAUUAUGAUCUACUAGACCUUAAUAUCAAAGCAUUCAUAGAGUUCCGAGUAUUUCACACAAUUGCUCAAAAACCUUAUUUACAUCUAACACAUUCCACUACACUUAAAUAAAANAUAAAAGGCAUUGUAUUAAAUUGUCUUAUUCAGUUGGUGGUUUUCCUUGACAUACACAAUAUUCACAUUUGGCUUCCUUUUCAGAUGGUCCUGUAUUUAUUCUUCUAUACUUUAAUUUAACAGAAUUGGGAAUGCAAAUUUCAUCUUCAAUAGUUUAAGAUGGUUAAGUAGUUUAUUAUGUAUUAAUAGGUUAUUAUUAGGAACAAGGAAUAUUAGUUUAUUGUGA
Molecule: messenger RNA, 878 nt
Organism: Paramecium pentaurelia
Lineage: Eukaryota; Ciliophora; Oligohymenophorea; Peniculida; Parameciidae
Source: the annotation of a GenBank genome assembly